Ectocarpus siliculosus is the source of this 1260-nucleotide messenger RNA. NCBI's taxonomy places the organism in Eukaryota, Phaeophyceae, Ectocarpales, Ectocarpaceae. The record is from the annotation of a GenBank genome assembly.
AUGUUCACCUAUAAAAAAAUCACGCUGUACAAAAUCUCGGGGUGUUCUGUGUGCGACCAGGCCCUCGAGUAUCUGCGGAAGAGGGAUGUGUCGCCCGUGGUCUACCUCGUCUGCAAUGACACGCCCGACAUGAAAGAGUUGGUUGAGACGACGAGGUGCUCGACUUUUCCCCAGAUCUUCGUCGACUCUGUGUUCAUCGGUGGUUUCAGUGACCUGAAGAAGACGACCAUCCAUCUUCCGACAGAAUUCAGGAGAAAGGAGGUGGAGGGCGAAAUCGUCGAGCCGAUGUGUGUCGAGGAGGAGGACUUCGAUCGGUUCAUUCUCUUCAACGGCAAGACCGAGCACGAGUACGCCGACGUCUUCCAACUGUACAAGAAGCAGACCGCUCUGUUCUGGGUCGUGGAGGAGAUCGACAUGUCCGGAGACUCGAAAGACUGGGAUGAUGCUUCGAGCGACGAGAAGCACUUUUUGAAACUGGUGUUGGCGUUCUUCGCGUCGCUCGACCAGAUCGUCAUGGAGAACAUCGGUCUCAACUUCAAGAACGAGAUUGUGAUUCCGCAGAUCAGACAGCAUUUUGCUAUCCAGGAGGCCACGGAAGCGGUUCACGGCGAAUCGUACUCUCUACUAAUUCAGACCUACUUCAGGGACACGGAAGAGCAGAGACACGUGAUGCGAUCCAUCCAGACGAUGCCAAUCAUCGAAAAGAAGGCGCUUUGGGCAGAGAAGUGGAUGAACCCCGAGACCGCUUCACUCGCGGAGAGGCUGGUCGGCUUCACCUGUCUGGAGGGCGUUCAGUUCAGCGGGUCGUUCUGCGCCAUCUACUGGCUGAAGAAGCGGCAGAAGUUCAAGGGCUUGUCGUUCGCCAACUCUCUCAUCGCCAGAGACGAAGGGCUUCACGCCACAGCUUCCGUUCUCAUCUACAAGCACCUCAGGAACAAGCUUCCACAGGAGCGAGUUCAUGAAAUCUUUGAGCACGCUGUCAGCGUCGAGUGCGAGUUCAUAUCGUCGGCGCUUCCCGUCGCUCUCAUCGGCAUCAGCGAGAAGAGCAUGACGGAGUACAUCAAGUUUGUGGCGGACUACUGGCUGAAUCAGCUGGGGUAUGACAAGGUGUACAACUGCGCCAACCCGUUCGAGUGGAUGGACAUGAUUUCUCUCCAGGGAAAGACCAACUUUUUUGAGAAUAGAGUGGCCGAGUACAGCAAGCCCGGGGUUUUGCUCGACCGUGAGAAGCAGCAGUUUUGUACGGAUGCGGACUUUUGA